UCCAUAUGGAAACAAUAGCAUUGAUAUUUUUGGAAUUUACAAAAAACAUGCUCUUUUAGUUCAAUGCAAGAAAUCUACUGCAAAGGUUGGAAAAAGUGAUAUAAGAAUAUUCGAAGGAGUCCUUUCAAGAUAUAAUAAGAAUGAAACACUUGGAGUUUUAGUUGUGUCUGGAAGAAAUGAUUAUACUACUCCAGCGUUGUUAUAUGCAAAGGAUUCACCACAUAAAUUGCUGUUGACUAAUAUUGAUUACUUGCAACAUGACCUUUCAAAUUAUUCUCUUGAAAGACCUAUCGACAACAUUCUUCUAAAAAUAAAACAAAAAAAAAGAGAAGAUGAAUUAUAUAUGAGGAUUUCUGAAUUAAAAAAAGAAGCAAAAAUGUCACCAGACGGAGACAGUGGUAUGGAUAUCUUUGGAAGUUAUAAAAAACAUUCUCUUUUAGUUCUAUGUAAGGACUAUGUUGGAAUAAAUGAAAUUAAAGAAUUCGAAGGAACGCUAUCAAGGUAUAAUAGGAGUGAAGUCUUUGGAGUAUUUGUUGUAUCAAGAAAGGAUGGUUAUACCAAUGCAGCAUUAUUAUACGCGAAGAGUUCACCUUAUAAAUUGCUUCUUACCGACAUUCAUGAUUUAAAGCAUGACCUUGAAAAUUAUCCUCUCGAGAAACCUAUUAGUGAUAUUUCACAGUUACUUCAAAAUCAAAAUAGAAAAAAUAAAAAGAUGAUAAAUAG
Acaulospora morrowiae is the source of this 723-nucleotide messenger RNA. The record is from the annotation of a GenBank genome assembly. NCBI's taxonomy places the organism in Eukaryota, Fungi, Glomeromycota, Glomeromycetes, Diversisporales, Acaulosporaceae.